AUGGGAAAACGUCGGUCUCUUGAUGCAGAUCAGUCAGCCGUCUUCGCAGAGAUCCAAGAGGACCAAAACCAGAUCGAAGUUCACAAGGCCUACCUUGGGACUAUCGCCACCGACGUUCGCAUCCUUGACACCAAUGCCUAUGAAAACCGAGAAAUUGACCGCGAUCAUGUCGCAGCCCUUAUCGAAGGGUUUCGGAGAGGCUGUCGUCGUUACUUCAAAGAAACAAGAAUGAAGGCGACGAUGUCGUCCUUUGAUUACGAGGCUUAUCUCCAACACUACGUUGACGGUCAGGGAGAGGGAACUGUUCAUGAGGCCCGUGUUCGGGCGACCAAUACAGACGGAGGAACUCUGACAGACUUUGUUCAUCUGAAAGAGUGGCCGGCGGACUUACCGACCCCUUCACUGAUUGCUGGUCAGCACAGAAGAGCUGCCCUAGUAUCACUUGCCGAUGAACAGAGCAAGCUGGCUAGCUCUGGAGCGAAGCGCGCAGAUGGACAGCCCUUGGAAUCUCCAGAGCCUGAGGCAUAUUUUUGGGCUAUCGACGUCUAUGAUGCGAACAAAGCCAAAGGCAACAUCCUUACGAGCCUACAGGGAAAUAGAGACGACCCGUACAAAGUUGAUACAGAUGGGUACAACCUUCUGCGAAUGCUGCACGACCUUAACACAAUGGCGGACCAGGAACGGAAAGAAAAAUUGAAGGGAUCAAAUUUUGAGCCCUGGGCCCAGAGCAAUUUUGGCAUCAAGGGGACCCAGACGGACAGGAUUCUUUCAAUUUUGAGAACCUCAUUUUGGUCUGGGCUGUGGGCGACGUAUGUCCAGACUGCAUAUGGGCAGAAGUUCUUUAACUUCACCACAGCUGGAGAUAUCUGCAAUACAAAACUUGAGUUUUUUUGGCAACAAGAAAUUGACCGCGUCAUUAACUGGGGAAACCUUAUGUUCGGCGAUGCACGCAUAACCUCAGUUGAUUGGGAGAUAUUGAUGCAGGUUACUGGCAAAGGAAGUAAGCCAGAUCUUCUCAGGCGUCUCUUUUUCCCCUCGAAGCAGGAUCACGAAGACGGUGUUUUGAAAGGUGUCCUGCAGCUUAAUGAAAAGUGGUUUACUGAGUGGGCUCUUCCUGCCCUUGACAAGGAAUACCCUAUAGGUGAUGGGACAGUUCACUGGAGACGACCUGGAUUUUUAGUUCAUCUAUCACCGGAGAAAUAUGUCGACGUUUACAUGAAUGCCAAAGCCAACGCUGGGAUGAUCUGCCCAUCUUGGAGAGAUUUUAUCCAGAUGAAUCGGUGGGUUGCACAGCCUAUGAAGAAGGUUCUGCAACAUAUAAUCUACUGGACAGAUCAAUCAUUUUCCUAUCCAAAAUCAUCUUCUUCUCUACUGAAGACGUGGGACUGGAAAACUGAGUUAGAAAGAUAUGUAUUCAGAGAUGACCUUCCUAAUGGCAAGCGGCCAUGGUGUUUAGCCUCUGAGGUCACUGGUCCUGAGGACAACAGAAUUGUAGUUACCUCCCUCAAAGACUACAUUCAGGAGUUCAUGAUCAAAGUGUGGCAGUACAUUACAACAGAGCCCCUUUGGCGAGAUCACAUUGUUCAGAGACAGUUACCUCCCCCAACUGAUAAGAAGAUGGUGUCUACAGGCGAUGUCUCUAUUGAUGUGAUGGUAGAUUACAUGCAUAGAUUUGAGCAGAAGAACUGGGCAGGGAUUGUCAGAAUGGUCAUAGAGGCUGCGGGCCCUGUCCUGAAAGGUCCUUUUUCUCGCCUGAAUGAUCUUGAGAGCCUGAAUACGGCUCUGCGUCCCUUUAAUUCAUGGGGCCCGCUCAAUCUCAAAGCACAAUCAAACGAAAACCCGAAGUGGAAAGCAGUCCGUGUCUUCAAUACACCUACAAUCCGCGCAAAAUAUUCGAAAGAGUCGGAGAUCUUCUCUGCAAUGUUCGCAUACAGAGAAUUAAAGCAAAGAAUGCUCAAUACUCUUGCACACGGUUAUGGCGGUGGUAAAGCAAAGAAGGCUGAGCGCGAAGAGUAUAUUUUGGAUAAGCAUGAGUGGCAAGUUGCGAUGGCAGAGCUAACUGAAUAUGCCAUGACUCUCAACAGUCAUGGGUUCGAUGUUAACAUCGACCGGACUGAUGAGCCGUUGGAUCACCUGCAGAUAAUGCCUGCAGGUGAUCCAACGGGGGAAGGAGCUGCUGUCCCAGUCAUGGGUUUUUUGGACAGUGACCCAGAAACAUACAUCAAUAAGCCCGAGACUGGCAAUCGCCAGAAGAUACUGAAGCGGGCGAUGGCCCAAAACCUGGAAAUGGAGCUGGAGGACCUGGUGGCUUAG
Messenger RNA from Aspergillus pseudoviridinutans, 2313 nucleotides. RefSeq lists its product as uncharacterized. NCBI's taxonomy places the organism in Eukaryota, Fungi, Ascomycota, Eurotiomycetes, Eurotiales, Aspergillaceae. The coding region runs from base 1 to 2313 and encodes 770 amino acids. The transcript is spliced from 7 exons. The record is from RefSeq and is a predicted model, not a curated record.